This is a messenger RNA of Theobroma umbraticum, 1611 nucleotides long. Its product is annotated as Pyridine nucleotide-disulfide oxidoreductase family protein. Gene Ontology annotation, molecular function: FAD binding; oxidoreductase activity, acting on the CH-CH group of donors, NAD or NADP as acceptor. Lineage: Eukaryota; Viridiplantae; Streptophyta; Magnoliopsida; Malvales; Malvaceae. Gene Ontology annotation, biological process: chlorophyll biosynthetic process; photosynthesis. Gene Ontology annotation, cellular component: chloroplast thylakoid membrane. The record is from RefSeq and is a predicted model, not a curated record.
UACCCCUGGCGUUGCUGGCACUCCGAAGCCUCUUUCGCUCUCACCUUCUCAAACAUGAGCUCCAUUGCUUUCAAACCUUUCACCGGCCUCCGCCGCAGCUCCGCCGUGCCCGCCACCACGAAAACAACCAACUCCACCGGCCUCUCCAAAGUUGUCAAAUUCCAUGUGUCAGCUGCCAAAACUUCUCCAAAAGUAAGCAACCGCAACCUCAGGGUAGCCGUCAUCGGCGGUGGUCCAGCCGGAGGUUCGGCCGCUGAAACUCUCUCGAAGGGUGGAAUUGAAACGUUCCUCAUCGAACGUAAACUUGACAACUGCAAACCUUGUGGUGGGGCCAUCCCACUUUGCAUGGUGGGUGAAUUUGACUUGCCAUUGGAUAUCAUCGACCGGCGAGUCACCAAAAUGAAGAUGAUUUCGCCUUCUAACAUAGCUGUUGACAUUGGUCAAACGUUGAAGCCGCACGAGUACAUUGGUAUGGUUAGAAGGGAAGUGUUGGAUGCUUACUUGAGGGACAGAGCCAAAGAGAAUGGAGCUAAUGUUAUAAAUGGGUUGUUCUUGAAGAUGGACAUGCCUAAGCGUUGGGACGAGCCUUAUGUUCUGCAUUACACCGAGUAUGAUGGGAAGAAGGGUGCUAUGGGGGAGAAAGUUAGUUUGGAAGUUGAUGCUGUGAUUGGAGCUGAUGGGGCUAAUUCUCGUGUUGCUAAAGCGAUUAAUGCCGGUGAUUAUGAUUAUGCUAUUGCAUUUCAGGAGAGAAUCAAAAUACCUGAUGAAAAAAUGGUGUACUACGAGAAUCUUGCUGAAAUGUAUGUAGGUGAUGAUGUCUCACCAGAUUUCUAUGGUUGGGUCUUCCCCAAAUGCGAUCAUGUUGCAGUUGGAACUGGCACAGUGACUCACAAGAGUGACAUUAAGAAGUUUCAGCUAGCCACUAGAAACAGAGCAAAGGACAAGAUCCUUGGUGGUAAGAUUAUACGAGUGGAGGCACACCCAAUUCCAGAGCACCCUCGUCCACGCAGGUUAUCAGGGAGAGUUGCCUUAGUUGGGGAUGCAGCUGGAUACGUGACUAAAUGCUCAGGCGAAGGCAUCUACUUUGCAGCUAAGAGCGGGAGAAUGUGUGCUGAGGCGAUUGUUGAGGGGUCACAGAAUGGGAUAAAGAUGGUGGAUGAAGGGGACCUAAGGAAGUACUUGGAGAAGUGGGACAAGACAUACUGGCCUACUUACAAGGUACUGGAUGUCUUGCAGAAGGUCUUCUACAGAUCAAAUCCGGCAAGGGAAGCUUUUGUGGAGAUGUGUGCAGAUGAGUAUGUGCAGAAGAUGACAUUUGACAGUUACUUGUACAAGACAGUGGCACCUGGAAAUCCAUUGGAGGAUCUGAAGUUGGCUGUGAAUACCAUCGGGAGCUUGGUGAGAGCCAAUGCACUUCGGAAGGAAAUGGAAAAGCUAAACGUAUGAGAUAGAUUGCUAGUUUCGGAUUAACUGGUCUUCCAUUUCUGUUAAGAGAAACCUAUUGUGAGCAUGACGUUCCUUAGUCUUCUUACCAAUUGCUUAUGAGGAGGGAGAUUAUGUUUGUAUUUUAGAAGAUGAAGUUGCAAUUCUAUUUAAUUCCAUAGAUCAUAA